Molecule: messenger RNA, 1479 nt
Organism: Xenopus laevis (African clawed frog)
Lineage: Eukaryota; Metazoa; Chordata; Amphibia; Anura; Pipidae
Gene: tmem220.L
Product: transmembrane protein 220 L homeolog
Cellular component (GO): membrane
Source: RefSeq, marked provisional
GUGUUAAUGAUUACCCUUAAGUUGGACUGGAGGCAUGGAGGGGUCAGGUACAGAGCAGAAGGGCUCCCCCAAGUGCAGCUUUCUGACAAACUCACUUUUGUGCCAUGAAAACAGACAGAGGUUAUGGAGGAUCUGCAAUUUUAUUAUGUUUGGGUUUUUCAGUCUGGCAGCUUACGUGCAAAUAAAUGACCCUGAUGCAGAAAUGUGGAUUGUAAUAUAUAUGAUCCCAGCGGUACUGAUUCUCUUCGUUAGUAUAAAGCCGGACAUUACAGGUCACGUGAUCUGGAAAUUGCUAGCGGAUCUGCAUUCUGCCGUUUGUGCAGUUGGUGCCAUCUACCUCUCUGGGUGCCUGUAUUUCUACACUUCAAAAAACAUCUUGCAUGAAGAGGAAGGCAGGGAACUUUCAGGCCUGUUGAUAAUUAGUGGAUGGUUACUUCUCUGCAGGAAAUCACAUCAGUCGGCCAUUGGUGCAAUCAGGCUCAUUAUUGCCAUUUCGGUUUCAACUGCCCCCUUUUUCAUUUGGAUCUACAUUUAUAUUGACAAGGAAAUGCGAACAUCCUGGCCACAGCACUGUAAAACUGUCAUCUGAUUGGCGCAAACUCAAUGGAUGUAAGCCCGUUUUGCAGUCUCAGCUACUAAAUUCAACAUCGCAUUACAAGCAAAUGACUGGGAUUCAAUCCCUUUGCUGUUCAGAUUUUGGUCAGACCAGGGCUGGAUUCACAAAGUAGGCACCCCUAGGCCCACUUUCGUUCUUCGCCCCUGUCCCCUCCCCUAUUUCCUGCUCAUCCCCAGUGCUUCUGAACCAAUGUGGGUGUAGUUCUUAAGAUAAAUGUCUCUUAAAUAUUCUCUAGAUGCCGUUAAUUAGUGAAUGUUCUCUUGCAGACUAGAUGGGUUCAGAGACAGAUUUGAAGACCGAGUGCCAGCCCAUAAUCUCUGGAAAUGUGGGUCCCUGGCCAGAAACCUCCUGGAAUGCUGUACAGGUAUGGGAUCUGUUAUCCAGAAAUCCAUUAUCCAUAAAGGCCGUAUCCCAUAAACUCCAUUUUAUCCAAAUAAUCAAAAUGUUUAAACAUUUUUUCCUUUUUCGCUCUAAUAAUAACACAGUACCUUGUACUUGAUGCAAACUAAGAUAUUAAUCCUUAUUGGAAGCAAAACCAGGAUAUUGGAUUUAUUUAAUGUUUAUAUGAUUUUCUGGUAGACUUAAGGAAUGAAGAAAUUAAAGAAAUAGCCUUUAUCCGGAAAACACCAGGUGCCCCAGCAUUCUGGAUAACAGAUCCCAUACCUGUAUUUUAAAAGCAGGGCUUUUUUAUGCCAUAGAGGCACAUAUUCUUUGUUACUAAUUCCUCAGUGAGGAGCUGUGUCAUUGUAAGGAUCAGUUUUAUAGUGACACUAGACUUUAUAUAUUUUAUAUAAAACAAUAAACAUAGACCAUAUCAUUUCCUGAUAUAUGUAUUGAAUUAUAUAUCAAUCAAUUAAAAUUUG